This is a messenger RNA of Oryza brachyantha (malo sina), 1185 nucleotides long. Its product is annotated as probable chalcone--flavonone isomerase 3. The transcript is spliced from 5 exons. The record is from RefSeq and is a predicted model, not a curated record. The coding region runs from base 144 to 782 and encodes 212 amino acids. Gene Ontology annotation, molecular function: intramolecular lyase activity. NCBI's taxonomy places the organism in Eukaryota, Viridiplantae, Streptophyta, Magnoliopsida, Poales, Poaceae.
CUCUUUCGCUCCUCUUCUUCCUCAGCUCUGUCUCUCUGUUUCUCUCAUCAACAAUUAGCAGUAUCUGUUCAUCACAAGGAGCGAAAAUAGUUUCGAUUUCCCACCUCCUUUUGGCUCCGUUGCUGAUUGAUCUCUACAGAAGAAUGGGCACAGAGAUGGCCACUGUGGAGGUGGAGGGCAUCCCAUUUCCUCAGGAGAUCACCGGCACCAAGCCACUGUCAUUCCUUGCUCAUGGCGUGACAGACAUCGAGAUCCAUUUCCUUCAGAUCAAAUAUAACGCCAUUGGGGUGUAUCUCGACAAGGAGAGUGUACUAGGGCAUUUGGAGAGUUGGAAGGGCAAGAAGGCCGAGGAGCUUGUGCAAGAUGAUGGCUUCUUUCAGGCCCUUGUUUCUGCUCCUGUGGAAAAACUGUUCAGGAUCGUGGUGAUCAAGGAGAUCAAAGGAUCGCAGUAUGGCGUGCAGCUGGAGAGCUCUGUGCGCGACCGUCUGGUGGCAGUGGACAAGUUCGAGGAGGAGGAAGAAGAGGCGCUGGAGAAGGUGACUGAAUUCUUCCAGUAUAAGUAUUUCAAGCCCAACUCUGUCCUCACCUUCCACUUCCCUACCACUCCUGGAAUUGCAGAGAUAUCAUUUGUGACAGAAGGCAAGAGCGAGGCGAAACUGACAGUGGAUAACAACAAUGUGGCUGAGAUGAUUCAGAAAUGGUACCUUGGUGGGGAGUCUGCAGUUUCCCCUACGACUGUCAAGAGUCUGGCAGAUCAAUUCGCACCACUGCUCUCCGCAUGAAGCUAGGAGUAAUAAAACAAUGUUGCUUGAUUACUUCCAUGUGAAAUUCAAUCAUAAAAUGCUUAAUUGAUCCAGCUCCUUUGGUUUGUGUGUUACAAACAAGAUUAGUUUUCCAACUACUUUAAAUGCAUAAUUUACUUGCUGAAAAACAGAGGAAACAGACUCCUAUAAACAUGUCCAAGACCAAAAAAAUAGAGAGAAUAGAUUACAUUGUUUCAAGUUUACUUCUGAAUGUGGUGCAAGCAACAGCAACACAAGACAGUGAUAGGAGUGGAAGUAGGAAUUUGUUUAUGUGCUACCCACUCUGCGAAUUAAGCCUACUGGUUCCGAAUUGUAUUUUGAUCUUGCAAAAUGAAGAUGGAAAAUGAUACCCGAAUAUCUGAGAGCAACAUCAUGCCAGAAA